AUGUUGUUCAUCGAUGCUUAUGACUCCUUUUCAAACAACAUAACCUCUCUGCUGGCUACUCUCUUGGACGUCGAGGUUCACAUCCUCCCCAUCGACACCGCCAUUUCCAAGGAUGAAUUCCGCCACGAGCUCUCGCACUAUGAAGCUGUGGUGUGUGGACCAGGACCAGGGUCGCCUCAAAAUGAGGCCGACGUGGGCUUGAUGAAAUGGCUCUGGGAGCUGCCCGACUAUGAGCUGGUGCCGGUGCUGGGGGUGUGCCUCGGCUUUCAGAGCCUGGUGCUCUCCUGUGGCGGCAAAGUGCGAAGGCUAAGGAGGGGACUGCACGGGAUGGUUAGGAGGAUCGAGCACCGCUCGGCAGCAGAAGAUCUGCGAGGUGACAACAUAUUCGACGGUGUUGGUGACUUCGACGCGACGCUAUAUCACAGCCUCUGUGCCGACGUGGGGCAGGACACCGUGAAGGACUGGCAAGACCGGAAGUGGGAUCAACCCGAGGGUCUUUCCAACAUUGCCCCUCUCGCCUGGGUGGAAGAGGACAGGGAAGAUGGUCAGGAUAAGGAGAGAGUCUUGAUGGCUAUGAAGCAUCAGCAAAGGCCAUUUUGGGGGUUACAAUAUCACCCCGAGUCUGUCUGCACGGAGGCAGCAGGGAACCGGGUAAUCCGCAACUGGUUCGCGCAGGCCUUGCGGUGGAACAGGGAGAACAGAGUGGCCACCAACCUGGAAAAACACAGCAUCCUGGCGAGGAAAGCCUUCAAACCCAGUCUUAUUCAGCAAGUCGCCGCCCUCGAGUCAGACAGAGAACUUGGAAGAGAUGCCUGGGAGUCACUGCUCUACGACAGCGAUCGGAAGGUUCAGUACAAGUCCACCAGCAUCGAUAUUCCGCCAGAAACAGGAGUAGAAGUCCCCGAUAUCGUGGAGGUGUUGGGGUCUACUGGCACGAGCCACGUCAUACUUGACUCCGCGAACGGCGAUCAGCCCAGGUCGAAAACGGGCGUGGACGUCCGUGGAAGAUUCAGCAUCAUCGCUCUCGAAGUCGACGAGUGUGUGCGUAUCGAAAGUCACACAGGAGACAAUUUCAUGAGCGUCGUUUCUCCGGGACAGCCCUCGCACAAAGUAUCGUUUCAGCCCGGGGAAAACGUGUGGCACCUUUUGGCCGAGUUUCAUGGGCGCAAGCGGUCGUCUUUGGAAACACUUGGUGACAGUGUUCCACAUGAAAGAGACGUGCCAUUCCUGGGCGGAUUUGUCGGCUAUGUUACCUACGAGCAAGGGCUCAGCAGUAUUGGGAUAGCGCUGGGUCAGGAGAGAGGACACCGUAGACCGGAUGUGUGUCUGGCCUGGGCCACGAAAUCAAUCGUGCUGGACCAUGAGGAGAGAGUCCUACACAUCCAGGACUUGGAAGGCGACACACGAUGGAUCAACUCGGUGGCGGCGAAGUUGGAUGGCUCUAACCUGUGGCAGCAUGGUCCUCGUACGGAGUCGAGGAAAGGAGCCAAGCUGCCGCCUGCGCUGGAGACUCAGAUACGAAAACCAGAACAGGCCAAAUACGAGGCCAAAGUGCGCAUGUGCCAGGAGUACAUUGCGGCAGGCGACUCGUAUGAGUUGUGCCUGACUGACCAGACUCACAUCACGAGGACCGCGACGGCCGAGACGAAGGUUCACCGCACGGAGCAGUGUGCUACACUCUCUCAACGAUCGGGCCCAAGUGCUCGGAAGACUGAUCCGCGGUCGGACACGUCAUGGGAUCUCUACCGCACGCUGAGGAAGCGCAACCCGGCACCAUUCGCCUCAUACAUCCGCCUCGGGGGCGCGACGCUCGUCAGUUCCUCACCAGAACGCUUCCUGCAAUAUGGUCGCUCCGGCCUAUGCUCCAUGAAACCCAUGAAAGGCACCGUCAGGAAAUCAUCAGAACCCGCGGAAGGAUGCGCAACGAGCCUCAAGGAGGCGGAAGAAAUUCUGCACGUUCCGAAAGAGGAAGCUGAGAAUUUGAUGAUCGUGGACCUGGUCAGACAUGACAUGCAUGGAGUCUGUGGAGCAGGCCAGGUGUGGGUGCCAGAACUACUCAAAGUCGAGGAGUACCAGACGGUCUACCAGAUGAUUACGGUGGUCGAGGGACAGCUUCCACACCCGGACAAGUGGAAUCCUCACGGGCGCUAUUCGGGACUCGACGUGCUCUCGGCAAGCCUGCCACCCGGAAGCAUGACAGGCGCACCGAAGAAGAGAAGCUGUGAGAUCCUACAGCAAAUCGAGGGAGACAAGGAAAGAAGCCUCUACUCCGGCGUGGUCGGUUACAUGUGCGUCUCCGGCAGAGGCGACUGGAGUGUCACUAUUAGAAGCAUGUUUCGCUGGGACGACGAGUGCCAGAAAGGAGAAAGGGAUGGAGAAGAGAAGGAGACUUGGCACAUUGGUGCUGGUGGCGCAGUGACUAUUCUAAGUACUCCUGAAGGGGAAAGGGAGGAAAUGUUCUUGAAGCUCGCGCGGCCAUUGAGCAUUUUCGGCCAAACUUCUUGA
This is a messenger RNA of Diaporthe citri, 2505 nucleotides long. RefSeq lists its product as uncharacterized. The transcript has a single exon. The coding region runs from base 1 to 2505 and encodes 834 amino acids. The record is from RefSeq and is a predicted model, not a curated record. Gene Ontology annotation, biological process: L-tryptophan biosynthetic process. Lineage: Eukaryota; Fungi; Ascomycota; Sordariomycetes; Diaporthales; Diaporthaceae.